Messenger RNA from Python bivittatus (Burmese python), 561 nucleotides. The record is from RefSeq and is a predicted model, not a curated record. NCBI's taxonomy places the organism in Eukaryota, Metazoa, Chordata, Lepidosauria, Squamata, Pythonidae.
AUGUGGAGAUUUCAGGCACGCAGGCUGAGUGGAUUCGUCUCUGCUUUGGCAGCUCUUUGUCUCGCCUGCUGCGCCCAAAGCCCGGCCACUGGGAAUAUAUCGGUGGUUAAAGACAUUGUGGACAAACUGCUGAAAGGGUACGAUGUCCGUCUCCGGCCUGACUUUGGAGGUAACCCUGUUACUGUUGGAAUGAGCAUCCAUAUUUCAAGCAUUGAUCAGAUUUCUGAAGUGAAUAUGGACUAUACCAUCACCAUGUAUUUCCAGCAAAGUUGGCGAGAUAAGCGCCUAGCAUAUAGUGAUCUAGCUCUGAAUCUCACCCUGGAUAAUCGGGUAGCUGACCAGCUGUGGCUCCCUGACACUUACUUCCUGAAUGACAAGAAGUCCUUCCUGCAUGGGGUGACAGUCAAGAAUCGGAUGAUCCGGCUUCACCCAGAUGGGACUGUUCUUUACGGGUUGAGGUGAGUCCAGAACAGAGCAUUCAAACUGAACUCUGCCUCCUAGGUUCUAGUAAAAUGAGGAGAAAGCUGGCUUUUGUGUGGGGUGUAUGUAGUGUUUAUUGUA